Megalops cyprinoides (Indo-Pacific tarpon) is the source of this 713-nucleotide messenger RNA. Its product is annotated as histone H1-like. Gene Ontology annotation, cellular component: nucleosome. The coding region runs from base 48 to 713 and encodes 221 amino acids. The transcript has a single exon. Gene Ontology annotation, molecular function: DNA binding; structural constituent of chromatin. The record is from RefSeq and is a predicted model, not a curated record. Gene Ontology annotation, biological process: nucleosome assembly. Lineage: Eukaryota; Metazoa; Chordata; Actinopteri; Elopiformes; Megalopidae.
UGUUAUAAGUGGCUUCUUGGAAAGAAAGAACAGACGGAACAACAAGAAUGGCAGAAGUCGCUCCCCCUCCCGCCGCCCCCCCGGCUCCUACCCCGGCCAAGGCACCCAAGAAAAAAGUCGCAAGUAAGCCAAAAAAAACAGGUCCUAGCGUGGGAGAAUUAAUUGUGAAGGCCGUGUCCGCUUCUAAAGAGAGGAGUGGGGUGUCUCUUGCCGCCCUGAAGAAAGCUCUGGCGGCCGGCGGCUACGAUGUGGAGAAGAACAAUUCCCGCGUCAAGCUGGCAGUGAAGAGCCUGGUGACCAAGGGGACCUUGUUGCAAACCAAGGGCACGGGCGCCUCUGGUUCUUUUAAGCUCAAUAAAAAGCAGGUAAAAGUGGCAAAAAAGAAGCCCGCCAAGAAAUCGGCUCCUAAAGCAAAGAAGCCCGUCGCCAAGAAACCCGCCGCUGCCAAAAAGCCCAAGAAGGCAGCGGCAAAGAAGCCCGCGGCUGUUAAGAAGUCACCCAAGAAGGAGAAAAAGGCUGCUAUCCCAAGAAAAGCAGUGAAGAGUCCUAAGAAAGCCAAGAAACCUGCUGCAGCCAAGAAGGCCCCCAAAAGUCCCAAGAAAGCCAAAACAAAGGUGGCAAAGCCCAAGGCAGCGAAGCCCAAGGCAGCGAAGCCCAAGGCCGCUAAGGCCAAGGCCGUCAAAGUUAAGAAAUCGGCACCGAAAAAGAAGUAA